AAUAAACAUUUUCGGAGUUACUCGUAGUGAACUUUUCGGGAAUUCAUUUUCAUUUUUUGCAAAUUUAAGCUUAUUAAAAAUAGUGAAAAUAUCAUAAAUGUGUGUACAAGAUGAAUGCAGAAAUACUUCAUCAGGAUAUUCAAACGCUACUAGAGUUUUUCGCCAAAAAUUGUUAUCGUGCGAGUGAUUCAAAUUCUGAAUCUUCAUUUGGCAAUGAUGUUAUGCAAAAGUGUUCGGUACUCAUGAAGCUCGAUUAUAGCGUCGUGGAAAUAUCAAAUGCGACUGGUGAACUCUCAACUCAUUAUCCUAGUACGGUGUUGAUUCCCGAGUAUGAAAACCAUAGCUUCACUCAACAACAACCCAACAGCGUGUACAAUGGAUUAACAUCUCAACAACAACCAACGAAUCGACAACAAACAAUUUACGAAAGUACUUAUGAAGCCGGUAAACUGCGUGAUCUCAUCAAUAAGGCACGAUUUGCACGGUGCCGAGCUCGAUUUCCAUUGCCGGUUAUUUUGUACCGAGGAAAGUACAUUUGUAGAUCAGCGACGUUAUCUGGAGGGCCAGAGAUCUACACACGAAGUGGCUUUGAUUAUUUAUUUGCGGGUGUUGACAAUACAACGUCAGUGAAGUCAUCGCCACUUGAUGAGGAAGCGUAUGAAGCUCAAGAAACGUCACUUAACGAAGAAGCAUGCACAGAAGAGAAAGCCGAGAAAGGAAGCAGCGAAUGGCAACUUUUCGAUCGUGUACGUAAUCAAGACAUAAAGCUUUUAAGGACACUUAAUGUUGGGUCAAUCAUUGACUUGAUGGUGGAGAAGAAGAAAGUAAAGUUCAUGAUGAAUGUGACGUCGUCGGAGAAAGUUGACAAAGAAAAACGAUAUCAAGACUUCAAACUCAUUUCACUGCCUUAUCCUGGUUGUGAAUUCUUCCGUUUGUUUCGUGAUAACAAUUAUUCAGGCGAAGGACUUCUCUUCGAUUGGUCGCAAAAAAAUGUUGACGCUGAGAUUUGUGUGCCUGAAGAUCCAAUGUCAGCUCAACUCAACAUCAAUUGGGAUUCAUAUAAAGGAUGGGAUUUGGUUCAAAUCACACAAAAUUACAUCAAACUUUUACUGAAAUAUCUUCAAGACAGCAGUUCUGGUUUGCUUAUUCAUUGCAUCAGUGGGUGGGAUCGAACGCCACUCUUCAUUUCGCUUUUGAGGCUUUCAUUGUGGGCUGAUGGUGCAAUUCAUCAAUCACUCAGUGCAAUUCAAAUUUUAUAUUUUACCAUUGCCUACGAUUGGCUUUUAUGUGGACAUCGUCUUGUUGAUCGUCUCGAAAAAGGUGAAGAAAUUUUCUUCUUCUGCUUUUACGCCCUCAAAUAUUUGAUGGACGAUGAAUUUAGUGUUGUUGGACAAAGAUUUCGAAGUAAACAAAGUAGCAGUGGAAGUAGCUCAAUUGGUGUGAUUCGAACUGACAGUGAUGUGUUUGAAGGAAUUCUUUUCGAUGGUGACAGUCGUGGUUCAAGUGUUUCCUUAAAUUCAACAUGCAGUGCCCGAAGUCAUCAAGAUAGUCAUUCAAAUAUAAUAUCAUCAAAUGGCCUCAUCGAUGACACAAAUGUUAAUCUCAAUGGAAAUAACUGGCUGCACAGUCAAGACAGUAACAAUAGCAUUGAAUGUUUGUCACAUGACAGCGGCAAUAACAUCCUCAAUUGGUCGCCUCUGCUUCGUAAGAGAACAAGUCCAAUGUUAGUGCCACAAUCAGAAGCUAACAGUAGUAUCGGUGGACAUCAUCGUCAACGUCAAGAAUCGUCUUCAAGUAUAUCGAGACUGAAUGCCGUACGUACGCUCUUCUAUAAUUGCUACAGCUCAACAAUUGGCUACAAAUUUAAAAACGGAACUGAUUCAGCGACACUUGGUUCACUCUUGGGAAAUUUCGCUGAACGUGUGGGCUUAACACAAAGAACUACCGUUUGA
This is a messenger RNA of Clunio marinus, 1952 nucleotides long. Lineage: Eukaryota; Metazoa; Arthropoda; Insecta; Diptera; Chironomidae. The record is from the annotation of a GenBank genome assembly.